UUAUUGUAGGCCAUUUUUAAAUACUGAAAAUCCGUCCAUUUUUACAUACCAAAAAAACUGACAGUCGCGGUAGUGAAUAAGCGGCAUAUAUAUUUUUAAUAAGUAUAUAGUAUAUAAAUUUAAAUUAAAUGGCAAUAAUUAGUGUAAUUAAAUAAAUAAUAAUUUAAAAUGCAAGACAUUUGUUCAGAUAUUAGGACAGCGAUUGAUCAUGGUCGCACUGAUAUCCUUCGAUCUUUACUUGGUGCCUGUGACAAUGGCAACGUUGGCGAAGGAAUAACCAGAGAUGAAAUUUUAAAUCAACCAUUUUUAGAAGAAGGUACUUUUUUAUCUUACGCUUCAAAGACGAAUCAGGUUGAUGUAGUAAGAACAUUACUAAGUUGCGGUGCUGAUCCAGCGGUUAAAAAUGCACAUGGACGUAAUGCUGUUGAUGUUGCUGCUAGUGAAGUCAUACGUUUGAUUUACGUUGAAGAAUUAUUACGUGCUACUGCUGCAUCUGAAAUAGAUAGAGUUAUUCAAUUACUAGAAGCAGGCAUUGAUGUUAAUUCAUGGGAUUCAGAAGGUAGUAAAAAUACACCAUUGCACUGGGCCGCUUGUUACGGCAAUAAAGAUGUAGUUGCUUGUCUUAUUGAUCGCGGUGCUGAUGUUAAUGCCGAGAAUGGUUGCGGAGCGACGCCUUUGCAUGAAGCAGUCAAUCGUGGCGACAUAACAAUAUGCCAAGAAUUAUUACUUGCUGGUGCAAAUCCUCACACUCGUGCUCUACAAGGAACAUUUGCAAAUAAGAGUCCAUACGAUUUAUCACGAACAAAGCCAGCAAUAUUUGGCUUACUGCAACGUACUAUGCCGAAAGAAACUGACAGUGUUCAUAGUCCAGUAACAUACAGUGACUCAACAAAUUUUAGCCAGAAAAAUUUGUCAACGAAUAUGAGCCAGCUGUCAAUAGAUUCUGCUAAAUCAACAGAUCCUCUGUACGAUCCAACACUACCUGCCCUACGUGACCCAGUAAAUGACAACACGCAUCACCAUCACCAGAGUCCAAUAAGAUCUCAUGACAAAUCACCAACAUGGAAUUUAAUAUGGCCUGAACCCAAGAGUAUAAUUGAUUUGAGUCACUACUCGCCGCCUUUUAUUGCUGGCAAAGAAAUAUUUAUAUCAAUAAUCCAAGGAAGUGAAUCUAUUCACGAUAUCCUGGAUGUCUGGGAAGUAAGCCGUACGUAUUUGCUUGAACUAGGCCACGAUGUUAAAGUGGGCGAAGUCCAACCGGGAUCUGGAAGAUUCACUAGCGACAACAGGAUUGAAUGUAUCGUUAAUCGUAAAUUAUUUAAUAUAGCAGAGGGUUAUCAACUUCACAUAUCACAGAAUUCAAUAAAAGUUAGCGCGGGAAGUCUAGCGGGCUUACAUUACGCGGUGUGCACAUUCGUCCAGAUACUGCGUCUCAGUAAAAAUUCAAACUCACCGGAAGUUACGGAGAUCGAAUCCGUUUUGAUAAAAGACGAGCCGCGGUUUAUGCAUCGCGGGAUACUGCUCGACAUUUCUCCACGUGGUAGAACCCCGACACUGGAGUAUUUACUGCACACUAUAGAUCUAUGGUCGUCAUUCAAAGUAUCCCAUCUCCACCUGUAUUCAAGAUUAAAUCCCAGCUGUGAUUGGCAAUUGUGUUACACACGCUCCGAAAUGGUGACAUUGGAUCGGUACUGCCGCGAUCGCCAUUUGAAUCUAAUCCCAGCUCUAGACGUCGACUCAAACGUAAGCCAGCGUCAUUUGACGCAAAUGUGGCCAGUGUUUCAAGAACUACUCGCAAUAUUUCCAAGCUUGAGUUACGUGCACGUGGGCCCUAGACUUGCGAGCUUGCUGGUGCCACCAGAAAAUCUUGAUUUGAGCAACAGUAUUAACGAGACCGUAGAAACUGACAUGUCUGAAGUAUUUAAAUCUUAUUCGUGUCUCCAAGAACUCUGGCACAUUCUAAAUUUAAAUUCCGACACAACUCUGCUACUCUGUAGCAACGGCUUGCAUUCAAAACCCGAGUUCAGAAGCGUUCCUAGCAACGUGAUACUUGUCGAGUACGGAUUCCAAGCAGACUACGACUUCUCCGAGUGGACUGAAUCCUUUAAAACAGCUGGAGGCAAUGUGCUGCCGUCCUCAGGUACCGCGAGCUACAACAGCUUAGCCGGUUGUCCUGGAUCGACUUUGAUAAACACAAGGAACGCAUUGAAAAUGGCCAUUGAACAAAAUUCAAUUGGUAUUGUCGUGGCUCACUGGUCAGGAAGUCACCAUCUAACUCCGCACCCUUUCUCGUGGCUCGGAUACCUGAUAGCCGCUGGUCUUUCUUGGAACCCUUCAACAGAAAUCGAACUAGGUCCUGUUGACCUAUACGACAACCCAGAGGUUGCUAAUUUGAUUAAACGUCAGCGGUAUUUGACCAGUAUUUUAAACAUCCACGUUUUCCAAGACCUGGAACACAAAAUCGGCGGUACUAUUCUUGAACUAGGACGCGUUGACACUUUGGUAUUAACGCUCAGUAAAAACCAGGAUGCCAAUGACUUGCAACAGAUUCCUGACAACCGGGGAUCGACGCUCUACAGAUUGCUCACUGAUCCUGAUAAUGUUAAUUUGGAAUAUUUGUCUGCUGAUUUAUUCGCUAGAAUGACCAAGCAAAUAAAACGCGUGACUCAUGCAUUGUAUGAAGCGAAUGUAACUGCAAAAUUUGGAUCAAUGGACAUACAGGAAUUGCAAUUAACUGCUGAUUUAAUGGUGACGGCGUGUCGUAUUGGUCGCACGCUUAUUGGUGUUGGUGUAAAUCCAAACAGCAAUAUGGGCCUAGCUGUUAUUAAUCUCGGUGUUUGUAAUUUACCACCGACAUUUAGAACUGACAUUGCUAAUAAAAUGUUAGCACACAUUGAACAGUACAAAGGAGCUUGGUUACAAAGACAUUUACCACAAGGUCUUCAGAGUUCAUUGCUAGUCUUAACCAGUGCACUUCAUCGUUUUGUACCAGAGUCUUCGUAGUACUGAUUUAUUAUUACUAAUUUUUAUUUCUUUAUUAUCACUGAUGAUAAUAAUAAU
Molecule: messenger RNA, 3060 nt
Organism: Microplitis mediator
Lineage: Eukaryota; Metazoa; Arthropoda; Insecta; Hymenoptera; Braconidae
Exons: 7
Coding region: 169-3003 (944 amino acids)
Biological process (GO): carbohydrate metabolic process
Molecular function (GO): protein binding; beta-N-acetylhexosaminidase activity
Source: RefSeq, a predicted model, not a curated record